GACGCGUAUGGUUCUCUCAGCAUCCACGCCACGUGAUUAUCCACUUCCGUCUCUCUUCCUGUGUUGACACACGAAGUCAAACGUCAAGGCUGCUGUACGGGACAUUUAAUUUUAAAUAAAUAACACGUAUUUAACCGGUAUUAAUGAACUCCUAACAAUCAAGGUACGGUAACCUACCGAGAAUGUGUCAUCGGCUUGAAGAUAUUAUGAAGCUGUGCUGUGAGUUAUCUGCUGAUAAGCAGAUCCAGACCACAGUCAAGUGUUCAGGAAAAGGGGCAGCAGCAGCUGGAAGCCUGGCCUUUGCCGGAGGCUUGGUCGGGGGUCCUCUUGGUAUUGCAGUUGGCAGUACUAUUGGAGGCCUUCUUGGCUGUUGGCUGACCAGCGGUCAGUUCAAACCUCUUCCUCAGGUCAUUAUGGAGCUCAGUUCUCAUCAGCAGCAGAAACUAUACGAGGAUCUGGUUGCCAUCCUCGGGGACAUUCAAUGGACCGAUGUGGCACAGCUAACUACUCUUGUCUUAAGCAAUUCUACUCUGAAGCAGCAGCUCACAGCUGCCCUCCUUGGCUUUGUUACGAAGGAGCUCCAAGCAAACGUGCACUAUGUUGAUUAGUAUGGAUAAGUCCGCAGGCUCCACACCCUAACUGCUUGAUAAGGACAUGAUUUUUUGUGUGUGCACGUCCAAAGACUGCUGAAUGGUAUCCACAAACUGCCGAAAACACUGAUAACACAUUUAAGUGUUGUAAAUUGUGCCAUUGCCUUCAUUUAUUUAUUUGAUUUUGAAGCCAGCACAUCACUAGCCAACACCAAAGUCAUCCUUUUGUGAAGUUAGGUUUUGUAUCUGUUUAUUGGGUAUCCUUUACCUGGGAAUACAAAUAUGUUUAAUGACAUUUCUAACAUAAUUUUUACAUAUUUUUCAUAUUUUGUGUCAUUGGCAGCCAGUCUACCAUUCAACUAAUAAUGCACUUCUAUUACCAUUGACCAGUGUAGGGAUAAUUUUGGUCUCAACGAUCAUGUUUAUUAUGAAUCAUUUGACUACUAUUAGUGAACUUGCAUUUAAAUAAAGGGUGAUAUAUUUAUUUGUCAAACUGCACAAUGUGACUUACCAGUAGGUUGAAUUGAAUUACAAAAGGAAGGGGGAAAAAAAUCCUGCAGCAGUGGCAUUUGUUUUGUGAAUGUUCUCAAUGAUCAUGCACACUAAAACUUGGGUUGAUAUUCUUUUAAAGUCUGGAAAGGCAUGUAAAUAAAAUGAUGCACAAAUGAUCAUUCUCCAAGACUGCUAUGAAUAUAGAACCACCAUUUCAUUUCCAUUCAAAUUGUUUUUGGUUUUGCAGGUUUGAUAUAUCCAUCUCAUGGAAACUAAACUUUUAAUAACACAAUAAAACCUUCCUCAGCUGAAAAAUCUAUAUUUUCCACUUUUCGAUUAGAUAGCAUGGCCCGUAACAAUUUAGCAUCUCAUUCACAUUAACCAUUAUGCAUUCUCCGGUGUUGCUAAAUGAGGUAACACAAAUUAUUAAGAUUGGCUCUCAAUACGAUGCAGUGGAGUUAUACACCAAUGUAAACUACAAAUUCAACUCAGUGUUAAAUAGCUCUAUUGAAUAAUGCAAUUU
Molecule: messenger RNA, 1605 nt
Organism: Syngnathus acus (greater pipefish)
Lineage: Eukaryota; Metazoa; Chordata; Actinopteri; Syngnathiformes; Syngnathidae
Product: protein C19orf12 homolog
Exons: 3
Coding region: 183-608 (141 amino acids)
Source: RefSeq, a predicted model, not a curated record